This is a messenger RNA of Manihot esculenta (cassava), 1393 nucleotides long. RefSeq names its product uric acid degradation bifunctional protein TTL. Gene Ontology annotation, biological process: purine nucleobase metabolic process. The coding region runs from base 217 to 1224 and encodes 335 amino acids. The transcript has 6 exons. Gene Ontology annotation, molecular function: carboxy-lyase activity; hydroxyisourate hydrolase activity. The record is from RefSeq and is a predicted model, not a curated record. Lineage: Eukaryota; Viridiplantae; Streptophyta; Magnoliopsida; Malpighiales; Euphorbiaceae.
AUGUAUUUUGAAAAUACACUCCUAAUUUCCUACACAGAGAGAGAAUCAGAAGACUGAUAUCCCCCGAUUCUCACCAGCCUUUGAAUCCUCCAUCAAUUUCAGCACCAUUGAGAUUCAAUCGGCGUUGGCCUACUUCAGCUUUGAUCCAUCGGAAAUUUAAAGAAGAGGAGGAAGGAGAAGAAGAAGAAGAAGAAGAGGAAAGUAUAAGGAACUAAUAUGACUUUGGAGAGAUUUGAGGAGCAGGACUUUUUCGCAUGCUGUGGCAGCACCAGAUUCGCUAAAGAAAUGGCGUCGGCUUACCCUUUUACUUCCCUUGAUGAUGCCAUCUCUGCCGCCAGAAACAUCUGGUUCAACAAGGUUGAUGUCAAUGGUUGGCUUGAAGCAUUCUCAGCUCAUCCUGCGAUUGGACAAUCGCCUUCUUCCGCCCAUGCUUCUCAUGCUUCUGCUCAAUGGAGUAAGGGAGAGCAGUCAACUGCUUUAGCAACUUCUACUGCCUCCACCUUACAGGAACUUUCUGACGGGAAUGCCCAGUACAGGCAAAAGUUUGGAUUUGUAUUCCUUAUAUGUGCAUCCGGACGGAGUACUGCUGAAAUACUUGCUGAAUUAAAGAAACGGUUCCAAAACAGGCCCAUAGUUGAGUUUGAAAUUGCAGCACAAGAGCAAAUGAAAAUAACAGAGCUCCGUCUUGGAAAGCUCUUCUCAACCAAAAGUAUAGCUGCUUCAACUGGUAAUCAGUAUCCCACAGUUUCUGCAACAAAAGUAGAAGAAGAUCGUGUAGCUGUUAUUGGUGGACAUUUAAAGGCUGCUCCAAAUUCUUCCUCUGAUAAUGUGUCUCAAAUCCCAACUCGAACCCGACCACCCAUUACCACACAUAUCUUGGAUGUUUCUCGAGGUUGUCCAGCUGCUGGCGUUGAGGUGCGUUUGGAGAUGUGGAAGGGCAGUCAACCUCGACCCAUGUUUGAUAAGAUAGAUAUUGGUGGUUGGAUAUUUUUGGCAUCUUCAAGUACAGAUGCAGAUGGAAGAAGUGGUCAAUUAAUGAGCAUUGUUGAUGAUGUGAACCCUGGAAUAUACAGAAUAAGUUUCAAUACGGGUAAGUACCAUCCAUCUGGGUUCUUUCCAUUUGUUUCUGUUGUCUUUGAAAUCAAAGAAUCACAAAAAAAGGAACAUUUUCAUGUUCCUCUGUUGCUCUCACCAUUCUCAUUCAGUACUUAUCGGGGCAGCUAGAGCCUUAGGCAGGUCAGUUAACAAACAAUGUUUUUUCAGGUACAACUUCUCCAUUGUGAAUGUAAUAAAUGCUCUUAUCAACUUCUGCUAUAAACAGUUUAGCAAUAAUAUUUGAUGCUUGAUCUCUUUUUAUGUAAUACAAGAACGAAGGAAUCAUUCUGUUUGUGCA